AUGGCGGCAAUUGCUGGUUGACUCUGUGGGCACAUAAUCCAUCUUCUUCACUUCAUUGUAUCUGUGCUUCAUUUACAGUUCCAUAUAUUAAUCGCUCGUGUUCCGUCGACUGACCGUUCAAAAGUAAUUUAAAGGAGCAGUUUCAUUUAUAGCUGUUUUGGCUGUUCAAAUUUCUUUACGGCUCGUGGAUUUUCAGCUCUGAUACAGGGAAAAUGGCACCUGAGCCGGUCAAUGUUAGGGAGUUCCAGCAGUUGGCUAAAGAGGCCCUCCCGAAAAUGUAUUAUGAUUUCUAUGCUGGUGGAGCUGAAGACGAGUUCUCACUGAAGGAAAAUAUGGAAGCAUUUCGUAGGAUUACCUUACGACCUAGAGUUCUAGUGGAUGUUAGUAGAAUAAAUAUGUCUACUACUGUACUGGGAUACAAAAUCUCCGCGCCAAUCAUGAUUGCUCCUACUGCUAUGCACAAGUUGGCUCAUCCUGAAGGAGAGGUUGCCACAGCCAAAGCAGCAGCUGCAUGUAACACCAUAAUGGUUCUGUCUUUCAUGUCUACCUGCACUGUGGAGGAGGUUGCUUCGAGCUGCAAUGCUGUUCGGUUCUUCCAGCUCUAUGUAUUGCUCUCAAAAAAGCGAGAUGUGACAGCUGCAUUAGUGGAUAGAGCUGAAAGGCUUGGAUAUAAAGCCCUCGUUCUAACUGUUGAUGUUCCCCGACUUGGUCGAAGAGAAGCGGACAUAAGAAACAAAAUGAUUUCACCUAAAUUAAAGAAUUUUGAUGGCCUUUUCUCAACUGAACUUGAGUCUGACAAUGGUUCAGGUUUGGAAGCUUAUGCAAAUCAGACAUUAGAUGCAUCAUUGCAAUGGAAGGAUAUAGCAUGGUUGAAAUCUAUUACGAAUCUGCCAAUUCUUAUCAAGGGUGUACUUACCGGUGAAGAUGCAAUUAUGGCGGUGGAAGUAGGUGUUGCUGGCAUAGUUGUCUCAAAUCAUGGAGCCCGCCAGCUUGAUUAUUCGCCAGCCACCAUUUCUGUGCUAGAAGAGGUAGUGCGUGCUACCAAAGGUAAAAUUCCUGUGCUCCUCGAUGGUGGUGUGCGGCGAGGAACAGAUGUAUUUAAAGCUUUAGCCCUUGGUGCACAAGCUGUCCUUGUUGGACGGCCUGCAAUCUAUGGACUGGCUGCAAAAGGGGAAGGUGGGGUGAGACAAGUCAUUGAAACACUCAAGACAGAGCUUGAGCUCACCAUGGCUCUGGCUGGAUGCCCUAGCCUAAAGGAUAUUUCUAGGAGUCAUGUUAAGACAGAGAAGGAGAGGCUUCUCUCCAUGCUUUAAUUGUGUUGUAGAUCUCUUUUUCUCUCCCUCGUCAGCUUUAUUAGUUCCUUUUAGUAAGUACAUUAUGUACAGAGGGGGAAACAAACUUCUCGUGUUAGAAACGAUCUAUAUGCCUUGUUCUAAUGUGAUGGGUCAAAUUAUCCAAAGUAGAAUAUAUCUCCUCUGUUCUUGCAU
This is a messenger RNA of Neltuma alba, 1487 nucleotides long. Its product is annotated as peroxisomal (S)-2-hydroxy-acid oxidase GLO4. Gene Ontology annotation, molecular function: FMN binding; oxidoreductase activity. The record is from RefSeq and is a predicted model, not a curated record. The transcript is spliced from 12 exons. NCBI's taxonomy places the organism in Eukaryota, Viridiplantae, Streptophyta, Magnoliopsida, Fabales, Fabaceae. The coding region runs from base 213 to 1313 and encodes 366 amino acids.